Molecule: messenger RNA, 5500 nt
Organism: Catharus ustulatus (Swainson's thrush)
Lineage: Eukaryota; Metazoa; Chordata; Aves; Passeriformes; Turdidae
Gene: THSD7B
Product: thrombospondin type 1 domain containing 7B
Exons: 26
Coding region: 196-4398 (1400 amino acids)
Source: RefSeq, a predicted model, not a curated record
GCUCCGCAGACCUCCCGCCGCAGCGCGCCGCGCCGGGCUCCAUGCCGCGCUCCGGGAUGCGAGGAGAAAGUCGGUGACUCCGUUUUCCGACCGUCAUAGACGGUGACUGCGAUGCUGAAGGCACUGGGCGAGUCGCUCCUCCUCAGCUCUUCUGUGUGAGGACCAAAGAAUACAAGAGACUGAAUUAUCUGAAUUAUGCUUCUACAACAGAACUGGGUUUCUCCUCAUUGGGCAUGGCAGAGCCUGGGGAAGCCCUUCCUUUUGUUUGUUUUCUUAAUGUUGCAAACAGCUGAUCUGGAAGCCAGGAGAGGUCACCAGUUUGUCUGGAAAACAGGUCACUGGGGCCGCUGCAUCGGGGACUGCGGCUCGGGCGGCGUUCGCAGCCGGGCCGUGUGGUGCAUGCACGCCGAGGGCUGGACCACCUUCCACGCCAACUGCGACCAGCAGGACAAACCCGAGAGCCAGCGGAGCUGCUUCAAAGUCUGCGACUGGCACCUGGAACUGUUCCAGUGGGAGGUUUCGGGAUGGGACAGGUGCGGGCUCGUCUCGGCCGCGGGCGCUGAGGCGGGAGCCGAGCUCUGUGUGACCGCACAGCACGGGCUGCAGCGCCGCAGCGUCCGCUGCCUGCAGAAGCUCAACAGGACCGUGGUGUCCAGCGAGAUCUGUGAGUAUUUCAGCCCGCAGCCGCCCGCCGAGCAGGCCUGCCUGGUGCCCUGUCCUCGCGACUGCGUCGUGUCCCAGUUCUCGGCCUGGUCCCCGUGUGGCCAGGGCUGUGCCCGGGGCCUGCAGCACCGCACCCGGGCCGUCAUCGCCCCUCCGCUCUACGGCGGAGCCCCGUGCCCCAACCUGACGGAAUCCAGGGCCUGUGGAGCUCCUGCCUGUCCCCUCGGGGAGGAGCAGCACACCUACAGCCUCCGCCUGGGCCCCUGGGGCCAAUGCCAGCCACCCCAUCCUAAGGACUUGGAGCUGGCGGGGAGGACUAUGCUGGAUUUGGGGUCGGACUCUGGAGAGCGAAGCACAUCCGCACUUCCCGGCUCUCAUCCGCAGCACCAGGCCGGGGAGGUGGAGAUCGGGUACCAGACCCGGCCGGUCAGGUGUGUGAGGAGCGAUGGAAAACACGUGGCACUGAGCCUCUGCCUGCAAGACCCCGUCCCUGUGACCUCCAGGUCCUGUGUCAUGCCCAAGGACUGCACCACGUCCGAGUGGUCCCCGUGGAGCCCCUGCUCACACAGCUGUGGCUGGGGCAGCCUCGCCCCGGGGCUGCGGAGCCGGCGCCGCAGCGUGCGCAGCGUGCCCGUGGGCGCCGGGAAGCCGUGCCCGGAGCUGGAGGAGAGGGAAGCGUGCAGUGGAGGAGGGAAGGCACCGCUGCAACCCUGCCCCAGGUUUGCCUGGAGAACUUCUGAAUGGAAAGCUUGUCAAGUGUCUCUGCUCCUUGACCAGCAGGACCCUCACCACCAGAAGCAGGCAGGGCUGUGUGGAGGUGGGACCCAAAGCCGGGUGGUCUACUGUGCCCAGAUCAUCGUGGAGCCGGGGACACAGCGGCCGAAGGAGGUUGCCAGACCAGUUGAUGGGAAGCUUUGCCAGGGUCCUGCCCCAGCCACCUCCCAGCUGUGUCACCUGCCGUGCCUGGCCGAGUGCGCGGUGUCCUCGUGGUCACCCUGGGGUCCCUGCCUGCCCGAGAGCUGCCAGCACCGCCACGGAGGGAGAGGCUUUAGGAUGAGGCAGAGGCAAGUGGUGGUGGAUCCAGUGGGCACCCUGGCAGGUUGUCCUCAUUUGGUGGAGUCCAUUCCGUGUGAAGACGCGCGGUGCCACGAGUGGGUGGUUUCAGAGGGAUCCUGUGUGACCGACCGAGGGAAGUGUGGGCCUGGACACCGUGUCCUGAAGGCUGUCUGCAAGAGCAGGAAAGGUGAAGAAGCACCACAUCACCUGUGCUCAGAGCUUCCCCAUGCCGAGGUGGUGGCUUGUGAAGUCCCUUGUGCCAGGGACUGUGUGGUCAGCGAGUGGUCCCCGUGGUCCCCCUGCUCCCACUCCUGCUCCAGCAGAAACGCCGAGGGCACGCAGAGCAGGAGCAGAUCCAUCCUGGCCCUUCCAGCCGAGGGUGGGAAAGCCUGUCCCCCUGAGCGAGCCCUGCAGGAGCAGCGUGCCUGCAAUGAGCACCCGUGCGUGCAUUUCUUCUGGGAAGCGUCUCCCUGGAGCUCCUGCUCUGAGGAUGUGCUGGGCACUGCCCUCAACACCACCAUCAGCUGGAGUGGGGAAACCACCUGUGGGGUGGGCAUUCAGACAAGGAAAGUCUUCUGCAGGAGGAGCAGCUCUGGCCAGGUCACUCCCAAAAGGUGUCCGGAGUCGGUGCGGCCGGAGGCGGUGCGGCCGUGUCUCCUCCCCUGCAGGAAGGACUGUGUUGUGACACUGUUCAGUGAGUGGACACCCUGCCCCACAGCCUGUCAGCCUGGCAAUACCACUGCAGUUAAGCAGUCGCGGUACAGGAUUAUCCUUCAGGAUUCUGCCAACGGGGGACAGGCAUGUCCAGACACCUUGUAUGAGGAGAGAGAAUGUGAAGAUGUUCCCAUCUGUCCAGUGUAUAGGUGGAAGAGCCACCGCUGGAGCCCCUGUGUGCUGGUGCCAGAGUCGGUGAGGCAGAGCCUGCCAGGGCAGAGCGAGGCGUGUGGGCACGGGCUGCAGGCCAGGGGUAAGAUUCCUCCAUCCACCCCCAGUGUGCACGAGGCAGUCCCAUGCUACAGCGAGUGCAAUCAGUAUUCCUGGGAAGUAGGACCAUGGUCUCCAUGCAAAAUCAACAGUGAACAAAAUUCCCUCCACUGUGGGGAAGGAAUACAAACGAGGACAGUCAGGUGUGUGAGCACUGCUGAGGACCACGGCGUGGAGACUGUGCCCAACGCUCUGUGUAACCAGGCUGAAGUCCCAGAGGCAGAGCAGAAGUGCAGCUUGUACUGUCCCAGUGAGUGUGCAGUGUCUGAGUGGGGACAGUGGAGCCCAUGCCCACAGGUGUGUGACCCCAGUAUUAUGCAAACCCGAACCCGACAAGUGCUGAGGUCUCCUGUCAGUUCAAAGCCCUGCCCUGAAGAUUCACAAAUGAAGCCAUGUAUUCUUAAUCAAAAUUGCUUCCAAUACCAGUACAACGUAACAGGCUGGAGCGGGUGCCAGCUGGGUGCCAAUGCCACCUGCGGUCACGGGGAGCGGCGCCGCCUCCUCAGCUGCCAGCGCAGCGAUGGGGCCACCGUCAGCAUGCAGCUCUGCCAGCAGCUGCACCUGGAGAAGCCCGUGCCCACGAGCAGCCGGUGCGUGGUGGGGUGUGCCGUGGACUGCCAGCUCUCGCCGUGGUCAGCCUGGUCCCAGUGCUCCCACUCGUGUGGCACCGGCGGCCAGAUGGUGCGUGGGCGCUCCGUGGUGCUGCGGGCAGCGGGCGAGGGCAGACCCUGCCCGGAGCAGCUCACCCAGCACAGGAGCUGCCCCGUGAAGCCCUGCUACAGCUGGCUGCUGGGCCCCUGGUCCCCCUGCACCGUCCAGGGUGGACAGUGUGGAGAUGGAUUCCAAGUCCGCAACCUCACGUGUGUAGUGCAUGAUGCAUCAGUUUCUGCUACAUCCAGACCAGUAGAAAAUGCAUUAUGUGGUGAGCUACCAUCAAAAGAAAGUGUGCUGCAGUUACCCUGCUCUGUGCCUUGCCCAGGUGACUGCCACCUGACAGAGUGGUCAGAGUGGAGCUCCUGUGAGCUCACCUGCAUCAGUGGCAGGAGCUUUGAGACAAGCGGGCGCCAGUCUCGGUCCAGAGCCUUCCUCGUCCAGUCUGCAGAGAACCGGGAGAGCUGCUCGGGGCAGGAGAUGGAGACACGGCCCUGCUCAGGAGGGAAGUGCUACGACUACCUGUGGCAAACCAGCCCUUGGCGAGACAACGUGCGCACGGUGUGGUGUCAGCGCUCGGAUGGAAUCAAUGUCACGGGAGGGUGUCCUCUUCGCACCAAACCUGCUGAAGUCCAGCACUGCAGCCCGGCGUGCAGAAAACCCUUCUCCUACUGCACACAGAGAGGAGUCUGUGGCUGUGAGCGGGGAUAUACAGAAGUAAUGAGAUCAAAUGGGCUCCUGGAUUACUGCGUGAAGGUACCAGGUUUAGAAGAUAAGAAAGCUGAUGUUAAGACCAUUGCCGGAAAAAAUAAACCUGUCAACUCCAAAAUGCAUGACAUUUUCAAAGGAUGGUCUAUUCAACCUUUUAAUCCAGAUGGUAAACUGAAGGUAUGGGUAUAUGGAGUAUCAGCUGGAGGGUUCUUCAUCAUUGUUUUCCUGAUUUUUACAUCCUACCUGAUGUGCAAAAAAACAAAGCAGCAUCAAAGCCCUCCACCACAGCAGAAGCCUCUAACCCUGGCCUAUGAUGGAGACAUUGAUAUGUAACAUGAACAAGAAAUCCAAAUGUAGACAUCAACUGCCUUAACUGCUUUCUUUUUUGGAACUCUCCGACUUCUCAGUUUUUUGAGGAAUCUCCUGAUGUAUAAUAUCCUGGGCAGAACAGAAGUAUUGCAAGCUGAAAAUUUUGCCACCUCUUUAUAAAAAAAAAAAAUUGAGAAAAAACCUUGGACCUUGUGAAAUUUUUCUGAAGAGACCAGAAACUACAUCCCUUCCUGUUGAACAGUGGGAAUAACAAAAAAGGAAAGAAAGAAUCUACAGACAUCGAAAGGAAUUAGUUUUAAAAAAAGGCAUGACAAUCCCAAGGAAAUUGUGACAUUUACUGUAAAUGACAAGUUUGACACAGCAUCAUUAUGCACUAUAUUAGUGCAGGGUUCUUUAUUCUUCACAUACUUCAACAAUGAGUUUUCUAGUGUUUACAUUUCGUUCAAAGACUUUAAAACCAGAUCAUGUAUUUUGAGAAAUGCAAGGAAGAAUGAGUUGAAGUGUCUGAAGUUAUCAGGUUUUUUAAAGUUUCUUCCUUCUUAUCCUGUUUUCUAGUCUGGAAUAUGAUUUUGCUUCAUUUCCACCUACAGGACAGAAUAAGGAUUGUUAUGAAAAAGCAUAGGUGGUUUCUUAACCAAGAAUAUUUUCUAAAGAGCUGAGCAGAUAGGUGUUUUGAUGAAUGGCUAGAGGAUUUGAUUGUUUAAAAAGGAUUUUAAAUUAAAUUAAAUCAUGUAGAUACAUUAUGGCCAGUUUAAAUUGUUAUUCAGUUUAAUUAAAACAAACUCUGCUUUUGUAUUUAAAUUUUCUUAUCUGAAAUAUUUAUAAAUUCCUUUUUUUGAAUUUAAUUACCUGACCUCAUUUAAUAUACAUCAAACACAAAUGCAGUUUGUAGAAGGUCUUGCUUUUUUAAAUGUUUCAGAACCACUGAGAAGUUACAUAUCGCAAAAUUCUGGGAGCAUUUGAAGAGGGUAAGUGUUUAUAAUAGUGUGUGUUGCAAGUAAGAAAGUGCCAUCUUGUGGUAUUGACUUGUAUUUAUAAGCAAAUAAAAUGCUAAAGAGAGUGAGAAAAUUGCUUCUGGUAUGUUGAAUUAAAUGUGUGUAAACAA